UCCAUCCUGAAAAAGUGACCUAUUCUAUAAAUCUGGAAGGAAAAGAAGUCUAUGUUCAUCUUGAAAAGAAUGGGGGUCUUCUGGUUGAACAUUAUUCUGAAACCCAUUACUUGGAAAAUGGAACUGAAGUGGUAGCCACACCGCAAUCUCUGAAUCAUUGUAAUUAUCAUGGUGUUAUUGAAGGCAUCAGUGAUUCCUCUGUCAGUAUCAGCACCUGUACUGGACUCAGGGGUGCGCUUAUGGCUGGGAGUAACAUCUACCUCAUUGAACCGUUGGAAAGAACUCAAACUGGGCAACAUGCUUUGUACAGACAGGAGCAUCUAAGAGUGAAACGGGGAUCAUGCAGCACACGCAACUUGACACUUUAUGACCAUGGACCUAAAAUGGCAGCACUUUACCAACCUCUUGGCAGGAGACCUGCAAAGGCUUCACAAAGCACUCGAUAUGUGGAACUUUACUUAGUUGUUGACAACGCGGAGUAUAAAAAAUUUGGACACCUCCUAACAAUACGACAGCGUAUGAUGGAAGUAGUGAAUCAUGUAGACAAGUUGUACAGAUCAUUGAAUAUCCGUGUAGCACUGGUCGGAUUGGAAGUGUGGAUGUAUUCAGACAAAAUUGCUGUCAGCUCCAAUCCUGAUAUCACUCUGGAUAACUUUCUUAAAUGGCGUCAAAAGGAGCUCCUGUUCAAGAAGAGGCAUGAUAACGCACAGUUUGUCACUGGAAUAGGUUUUGAAGGAACAACUGUCGGAUUGGCAACAAAAUCUGCCAUGUGCUCCUAUCAGUCUGGUGGUGUGAAUGAGGACCACAAUUCAAACCCAUUAGGAUUGGCGUCCACAAUUGCACAUGAGAUGGGUCACAAUUUGGGCAUGUCUCACGAUGAAGACCACAAAACAUAUUGUAGCUGCUCUGGAUCAAGUAAAAGCAAUCGUGGCUGUAUCAUGGCAGAGAAAACAGGGUAUGUGUUUCCUGAAAGCUUCAGCAGUUGUAGCCAUCAGGAGUUGAAGCAGUUCUUGGCAUCGGGGAUGACAGACUGUCUUUUGAACAGUCCCAGAGCAGACGAACUUUAUGGAAAUCCAACAUGCGGGAACCAGUUCCUUGAGCGUGGAGAGGAAUGUGAUUGUGGCACUAUUGAGGAAUGUACCAAUCCUUGUUGUAAUGCUACAACCUGCAAAUUCAAGGAGGGAGCGGAGUGUGCUGCUGGAGCUUGCUGCCAGAAUUGCAAGAUUAAGACAGCAGGACAAAUAUGUAGGUCUGCACAGCAUGACUGUGAUUUACCUGACUACUGCAAUGGUGAGAGUGCAGAGUGUCCAGAAGAUGCCUUCAAAAUGAAUGGUUCUCCCUGCAGCAAUGGGGAAGGUUACUGCUACAAUGGACAAUGCCCUACUCAUCAACAGCAUUGUGUUACUCUAUGGGGAACAGGUGCUAUGGUGGCACACGAUGACUGCUUUCAACAGAACAUGAGAGGAGAUAAAUAUGGUCAUUGCAAAGCAGCUGGAAGUGGUUAUGACGCUUGCCGGAGCAAGGAUGUUAAAUGUGGUAAAAUGCAUUGCAUUGGAGGAAACAAAUUUCCAAUCACUCAAGCAAUGUAUGAAGUGGAACUAUCCUGGAACAAAUUAUGCAGAAUUGCAACAUUAAAUGAAAGGAGUGAUUCAACGAAUGACCCUGGGCUGGUUCCUUCAGGAACAAAAUGUGGAGAUGGGAUGGUUUGCUACCGUGGUUUUUGCCAGAGCGUUGUACUUUAUGGAUCAAGAAACUGUUCAGGAAAAUGUAAUAAUCAUGGGGUUUGUAAUCACAAGAGAGAAUGUCACUGUGAUUCAGGUUGGGCACCACCGUAUUGUCUUACACGAAAUGGUAGCUUAUCCACAGGAAAUGCUGCCACAAUCAUUAUUCUCUCAGUGGUCCUUCCCUUCAUCAUUUUACUUUUCCUAAUAAGCGGUGCACUUCUGUAUUAUAAAAAAUGCUUGAUGAAGAACCAUACAAGCAAAAUCUCAUGCGGUUUGUCAAAUCCAACAUUUGAACGAAAAGACCGAGCCAAAUCAAAAGCAAUGUAUUCUAGCAACACAAGUCCGCAUGUAAAACAUUCAUUACUUGUUGCCUCAAGCAAUGAUCAGCGACCGCAGAUUACAGUGAUACCCAAACGUCCACCACCUCAGCCCCCAAAACCAGCUCCUCUUAAGAGUUUUUCUACAACUGUUACAGCAAAACCUGUGCAGCAAAAAGUUGAAAAACCGCGUGCACCACCUCCAGUCCCACCUUGCAAACAAUAUCCACCUACACGUGUACCGGUGGUAAAACCUACUAUUCAGCCUCCCCUACCACCUGUUAAACCAUGCUUUCCGGCUGCAUCCUCCAAAUACACACUGGUUGGUUACAAGCCAAAAGUGGCUUUAAAGCCACCAAAUCAGCCCAGAUGAAGACGAAAUAUGCAACAACAUCAUUGUCUUACAGACGCACAGCUGUAGAGCUGGUAGACUCGCUGUCUUUUUCUGUCAUUUCAGGAAGAGGAUAAAAGCAUUAUCUUUGGUUCCUUGUCUACAAGUUUGUACAGUUUUUUGGAAAAAAAAAAUUGAACAGUACAAGACAGUGACAGAUUCAAAAAGGAAAAAAACUGAACAUCUCUAAUAAUGGUGCUUUCAUGGUACUGUUGCCUUGGUACUAUUAAGGAUUUAUUUUUCUUGAUAUUAUAAUUAUGUAAAUUAAAAUAACUCUCCUGCAAACAGUAAUGAGAUACAAUUUGUGAAGUGAUCCUUCUAUAUAGAAAGAAGCUAUUUUGAAGAAAGAAAAUCCAGUAAAAUAUUACAUUUGUCUGCUUGAUUUGGUCUUGCACAAAGACUAUACAUGGAUGUGAAUCAGAAGGAUCAUUUUCUAGCCCCCUUUCCAGUAUUUGUGAAGGAACAACUGUGCACUUAGUCGUCCAGUUAAAGUCAUUAGUCUGACUUGAUCAAAAUAAGGAUUUUUAUUAAAGUCUCUGAUUCAAUUUUUGGAGGUUUGCUUAAAUUAGAUGGUUCAUAUGGAGAACAAUAUCUAUUAUACACUUAAUUGGACAAGUGGCCUGCUUCUGUACUGUAUCUUAUUAGGGUUUGAUGAAAUUGGUCUCUAACAUAAAAGCUAAAUGGACAGAACCAACAGGAAACUCUGGUGAGAGGUCACUCACUUUAAACGUUAACUUUGUUACACUCUACCCAAAGGCUGCCAAAUCUGAUAUUUCCAGCACUUUGUCUUCAUUACAAAUCUCUGUUCUGUCCAGCAAUAAAUUGUUUCAUUUAGAACAAUUGGAAAUCAGCCUAGGAUGAGAUUCAUGUUGGAACUCUUUUUGUCUGCAUGUCAGUGUGACCUUGCUUUAAAUAGCCCAUGAUUUGAACAACCCUCUCGAUGCUGGUUGAUUUAUCUUUAGCUAUGUAUGGUCCUACCAUUUUUUCCUCUCAAUAAUAUUGAACCAUUUCAUUUAUGCAAGUUUACAACUUUUAAGGACAAAGUACAUAUUUUAUUUAUAAAAAACGAGUUAGAAUACAUUGCACAGUCCCCUUGGGUAUCUUUGCAGGGAUUUAAUUACUGAAAUUGGAAAUAUAGCUGUAAGCCUACAGGUGACUCAAUUAGCCAAUCUUAAAUAAGCAAAUCCCAAUCAGUUUAGAUUUGGGCAGAAAUAAACAAAAACAGAAAAUGCUGGAGAAUUUUAGCAUAUCUGGCAGCAUCUGUGGAGAGAAGACAGUUAAAGUUUCAAGUACUUUCUUCAGCACUGAAUUUUGAAGGGUCACUUGGCUCAACAUUAACUCUGUCUUCUCUCCAUAGAUGUUACCAGACCAGCUGAGCAAUUUCUGUAUAUGUUGUUUCAGAUCUCCAGCAUCCACAAUUCUUUGUUUUAGAUUUAGUUAGAUUUUAGAACUCAUUAUUACAAUGUACAUUAUUUCCCCUCAAAUUUGUGCCUUAACACAGAUUGCUAGAAUCAUGACACAUGCUUGAAGAAUAUUUAAAUAAAUUUUAAUAGAGACAAAAGUAUUUACAAUUGUACUUAUCCUCUAUCAAUGCUUUUGUCCGUUUUUAAUGCAAGGAACACUUUUUUUUUUAAUUCUGAUUUUGUUUGUGUACACUUAUUUUGGGAAAGUGCGAGAUAAAUACUCGAAACAUAAAAUAGUGUCUGUUAAAGUUUUGAUUUAGAGGUUGGCAUUCCUGAUUAACAGAUUUCAAAAACAACUUCAAAGCCAAAAAAAGACAAUUCAGAGGGAAAAUAAAUUUUCGAAUGUGGUGCAAAUAUCAUUAACUGUGUAGUUUCACCUGAAUGACCGACUAUUUUUAAAAAUGUAACAAAUAUGAAGCUUAGCAGGAGAAAAAUAGUGCAAAUUUCUGAAUUGAACUAGUAUUUUAGCUAGCUAAUGACAUCCAUGGAAAACUUUUAUAAUAGGAAUAAUUUUUUAACGCAUUUCCAUGGUAUUUGUACUGGCAGGAAUGCUUUUGAGCAUAUCAAAGAUAGUAGUGGAGAUGAGAGACCUCUCAUUUCCAUUAAAUAAACAUGAUUUCCAUAAACUUGAUUCAGAAUUGCUAUAGGUGCAUUUUCUUCUCUUAAAAAAAAAUGAAUAUCCUCAGAUUAACAGGUCUUGACUACGUAUUUGUGGAACCUUUAUUUUGCACUGAUCUUGUUCUUCUACGUUAUCAUUUUAAUCAGAGCCGAAAAACAGUUUUGAUUUUAUGUUGUCAAAGAUUAUUCAAAUUUUUUCCUAACUUUUUUAAAUCCAAAAUUGGUGAAUUGUGAUAUCAAUUGUUAUCUAGCUUUACCAUUUGAUUUUUCAAUUCCAUUUUGUCAAAUCCCACAGAGAUGUUCAUAAUUAAAUUAUUUGCACUUUUCA
Molecule: messenger RNA, 4841 nt
Organism: Rhincodon typus (whale shark)
Lineage: Eukaryota; Metazoa; Chordata; Chondrichthyes; Orectolobiformes; Rhincodontidae
Gene: adam8a
Product: ADAM metallopeptidase domain 8a
Exons: 22
Coding region: 240-2414 (724 amino acids)
Biological process (GO): inflammatory response; positive regulation of membrane protein ectodomain proteolysis; positive regulation of cellular extravasation
Molecular function (GO): cell adhesion molecule binding; metalloendopeptidase activity
Source: RefSeq, a predicted model, not a curated record